This is a messenger RNA of Macrobrachium nipponense, 508 nucleotides long. RefSeq names its product large ribosomal subunit protein P1-like (gene RpLP1). Gene Ontology annotation, cellular component: cytosolic large ribosomal subunit; ribosome. Lineage: Eukaryota; Metazoa; Arthropoda; Malacostraca; Decapoda; Palaemonidae. Gene Ontology annotation, biological process: cytoplasmic translation; translational elongation. The coding region runs from base 126 to 470 and encodes 114 amino acids. The record is from RefSeq and is a predicted model, not a curated record. Gene Ontology annotation, molecular function: protein kinase activator activity; structural constituent of ribosome; ribonucleoprotein complex binding. The transcript is spliced from 4 exons.
UCUCAGGCCUCUCUUACCAACACAUUCUCUUUGAGUAAGGGUGUCCUGUUUCUUCCCUAGUGGUUAAAGGUGGUAGCAUUUUAUCGCCGAGUUACAGGCCCAUCCGUCACACAUAACACCAAAAAAUGCCAUCCAACGACGAAUUGGCUUGCGUAUAUGCAGCCCUCAUCCUUAUGGAUGACGAAGUCCCAAUUACGGUUGAAAAGAUUAGUACCAUCCUGAAGGCUGCUAAUGUAACUGUUGAACCCUACUGGCCAGGUCUUUUUGCCAAGGCUGCCUCUGGUCUUGAUCUCAAGGCCAUUGUCUGUAAUGUUGGAUCUGGAGUAGGAACUGGUGGCGGUGGUGGUGGCGUUGCUGCCCCUGCUGGUGGUUCUGCUGCUGCUGCUGACGCUCCAGCUGCUGAAGAAAAGAAGGAAGAGUCUGCAGCAGAAGAAUCUGAUGACGACAUGGGCUUCAGUCUGUUCGGUUAAACAUCAGCCAUUUAAAAUAAAUUUUUGAAUGUACAGAA